Molecule: messenger RNA, 1473 nt
Organism: Pleuronectes platessa (European plaice)
Lineage: Eukaryota; Metazoa; Chordata; Actinopteri; Pleuronectiformes; Pleuronectidae
Gene: ca12
Product: carbonic anhydrase XII
Exons: 8
Coding region: 1-1473 (490 amino acids)
Cellular component (GO): plasma membrane
Molecular function (GO): carbonate dehydratase activity; zinc ion binding
Source: RefSeq, a predicted model, not a curated record
AUGCAAAGAUAUUUUGUUCCUCUUGUUUCAGGUGCCAAAUGGACGUACAGGGGGCCAGAAGGAGAGCACCACUGGUCCAAUCAUUAUCCAUUUUGUGGUGGAGCUUUCCAGUCUCCAAUCGACAUCAAGUCAGAUUUGCUGAGGUUCGACCCCAGUUUGCGUCCGAUCGAGGUUCAUAACUACAACAUGUCGCCCAAUGAGCAGCUCACUCUUGGAAAUAAUGGACAUUCUGUGCAGAUCUCCCUGCCCUCGAAGAUGCACAUCUCCAGCCUGCCGCAUCGCUACACCGCAGCUCAACUGCACUUCCACUGGGGCUCCUCCGGCCGACCUGCUGGAUCUGAACACAUGGUGAACAGUCGACAGUUCGCAGCCGAGAUGCAUGUGGUCCACUUCAAUUCAGACAAGUACCCCAACAUGUCCAUGGCUGUGGACAAAUCCGACGGCCUGGCGGUGCUGGGUGUCCUGAUCGAGGUUGGUGAGUUCAAUCCUGCCUUUGACCAGUUCCUGAAGUUCGUCAAUGGGAUUAAAUACAGAGACCAGCGAGUGCAGGUGCCCGGCUUCAACGUCAGAGCGCUUCUGCCUGCACGCUUGGACGAGUAUUAUCGCUACGAUGGGUCACUGACAACUCCUCCGUGUUACCCUAGCGUGCUGUGGACACUGUUCAGGAACCACGUGACCAUAUCUCGCAAACAGUUUGUAGCCCUGGCGACGGCCCUCUUCUCCUCCCAUGCCCAGGAGUCAGCCCCUGUGCCACUGAACGGCAACUACAGGAAACCACAGCACGCGGACAGCCGAGUCGUCCUGGUUUCCUUUAAGGAGGGUAAAGGACUGCAUGGCACUCUUACAGUCACGUCUCCGCUCACGAGGAAGCGGGUCAUUCAGCAGCUGCUGGUCGGUGAUUUAGCGGACCUGGCUGACGAAGGGCUCUACCAGCUCCUACCAAGUGGCUCGGAGAAACUCCAUGCUGGCAAGAAGAAAGACCUCAAGAACCAGCAGAGUCAGAGUCUGGCCAAUUCCAAACAAUGGACGCUGAAUCCCUCCCCGCGGAAGAGGAGCCAAACCAAACAGUCUGUGGGAAAGUUGGGUCUGGCCGAAGACACACUCUGCUACGCCUCACUGGAGCAGAGAGUUCUCCAUCAGCUCCAACGGUCCCACUCUGAGAACCAGCUGGUUCACACUCUCAGAGAUGAAGUCUUCCCUAAGCUCAACCUCCACAGCUACCUGGACUGUAGGUCAGAUUUAGCCCUCCCCACCAUCAGGCAUAUUCUCAAAGGACGGCCAACAGACGAGGCGUCUGAGUUGGACCGCUCUCUGACAAAAGCUUUGAUGUAUUCGAAGAAACCUCACACAGCAACCAAGGAGACAGUGCCAAAGAGAAACCACGGCAGUCUCUCCCCUGCUACUGUUCCCGGGAAACCACACAGCCAGGGCUAUCCACAUCCUUGGCUCUUGCCUAUGGAGUGGGAAGACUAG